Messenger RNA from Ogataea polymorpha, 489 nucleotides. RefSeq lists its product as uncharacterized. The transcript has a single exon. The annotation marks the transcript as partial. Gene Ontology annotation, cellular component: endoplasmic reticulum; fungal-type vacuole. Gene Ontology annotation, biological process: protein peptidyl-prolyl isomerization. NCBI's taxonomy places the organism in Eukaryota, Fungi, Ascomycota, Pichiomycetes, Pichiales, Pichiaceae. The record is from RefSeq and is a predicted model, not a curated record. Gene Ontology annotation, molecular function: peptidyl-prolyl cis-trans isomerase activity.
GCUGACGAUCCAGCAUUCACCCAUAGAGUUAACUUGGAGAUUCAACAAAAUGAUGAAUACCUAGGAAAAUUAUCACUAGGCCUUUUUGGAUCUGUGGUUCCCAAAACAGUCAAAAACUUUUAUGAUUCAUGUGAAACCAAAUAUACGAACACGACGUUCCAUCUCGUUAUUAAUGGCUUUAUGAUACAGGGAGGUGACGCUGAAAAUGAUGAUGGUACCGGGGGAUACUCCAUGUAUGGGAAGGUGCAGGGGUCCCUCCCUGACGACAAUUUUAAUUUAAAGCAUGACAGGGUAGGAAGGGUUUCAAUGGAAAACUCAGGACCUGACACUGCAGGAUCACAAUUCUUCAUCACUUUGGCUCCAACUGAAUUUUUGGAUGGUAAAAAUGUGGUAUUUGGUCAACUUACUGAGGGUUUUGAAACUCUGAGCGCAAUACAAAGAGUUGCUAAAGAUAGCAAAGAUCGUCCAUUGACUAAUGUCACGAUAUUG